UUACCUCGCAACGCCUCCGAACCUGGUAUUAAAGCUCAGCUGUGCUCAGUGAAGGAGGUCAAGAGCAGCAUGGAAGGUGUGAAGUGCUGGUUCCACCAGGUGCUGAUGGCUCCUAGCAUCUUGUGCCUGUUAAUGUAGUUUAGUUGCUUGGAUGGGCUUUCUUCACAAAAGCAUCUUUCUCCUUUGAGUUGGUGCCCACUCAUCCUUUGGGAUGUAGUUUUUCUAGUCAGAACCCUGAAUAAAAACCUGUGUUUUUGUUGUGGAGAACGGGAUAACCAUAGCAAUGGAUGAUUACACAAAAAUAGAGAAGAUUGGGGAAGGUACCUAUGGUGUUGUGUAUAAAGGUCGGCACAAAACCACAGGCCAAGUGGUUGCAAUGAAGAAAAUACGUCUAGAAAGUGAGGAGGAAGGUGUUCCGAGUACUGCUAUCCGAGAAAUUUCUUUAUUAAAAGAGCUGCAUCAUCCCAAUAUAGUCUGUCUUCAGGAUGUUCUCAUGCAGGAUUCAAGAUUGUACCUCGUCUUUGAAUUCCUUUCCAUGGAUCUCAAGAAAUACUUGGAUACUAUUCCAUCUGGCCAGUAUUUGGAUCAUUCACGUGUUAAGAGUUACUUGUAUCAAAUCUUGCAAGGUAUUGUCUUCUGCCAUUCAAGAAGAGUUCUGCACAGAGACUUAAAACCUCAGAAUCUCUUAAUAGAUGACAAGGGGGUGAUUAAACUGGCGGACUUUGGAUUGGCUCGAGCCUUUGGAAUUCCAGUGCGGGUAUACACUCAUGAAGUAGUGACACUGUGGUACAGGUCUCCAGAGGUGUUGCUAGGUUCUGCUCGUUACUCUACUCCUGUGGAUAUAUGGAGCAUAGGUACCAUAUUUGCUGAGCUGGCAACUAAAAAGCCACUUUUCCAUGGGGACUCAGAGAUUGACCAGCUCUUCAGAAUCUUCAGAGCUUUAGGGACCCCCAACAACGAGGUAUGGCCUGAAGUGGAAUCCCUGCAAGACUAUAAAAACACGUUCCCCAAAUGGAAACCUGGCAGCCUUGGAACACAUGUCAAAAACUUAGAUGAAGAUGGACUUGAUCUGCUGUCUAAAAUGUUAAUUUAUGAUCCUGCAAAAAGAAUUUCUGGCAAAAUGGCCUUGAACCAUCCAUAUUUUGACAACUUGGACAAAUCCACUCUUCCUGCUUAUCUGAUUAAGAAAUGAUAGACCUUUGGACUAAAUCAACCAGAGUGAAAUAAUUGUUAUUACUUUUAUUAAGUUUGUCUGUCUGUAACUUUUAUAUCUGUCUUUCUGCUCUAAAACUGUGGCUGUGUUUUUAAUUUGUUUUGGUUUAAAUGUUAUCUAAGUGUAAAUAUUAACCUAUUAGUGCUGAGUUCAAAUACAAUGCAAAUAUUGCUGCCAUUAAUGCAGUGAACUUUGUAUAAAUAAAGCUUU
Messenger RNA from Aquila chrysaetos chrysaetos, 1423 nucleotides. It is a transcript of the gene CDK1, whose product is annotated as cyclin dependent kinase 1. Gene Ontology annotation, biological process: G2/M transition of mitotic cell cycle; mitotic G2 DNA damage checkpoint signaling; protein phosphorylation. Gene Ontology annotation, cellular component: nucleus. Lineage: Eukaryota; Metazoa; Chordata; Aves; Accipitriformes; Accipitridae. The record is from RefSeq and is a predicted model, not a curated record. The coding region runs from base 284 to 1192 and encodes 302 amino acids. Gene Ontology annotation, molecular function: RNA polymerase II CTD heptapeptide repeat kinase activity; cyclin-dependent protein serine/threonine kinase activity; ATP binding. The transcript is spliced from 9 exons.